UAAUAAAAAAUGUCUAGUCGUAUUACUGAAUCACGUGAAGAUUUAUUAGUUGGUUCUGAAGAAAUUCGUAAAUCACGGCAAUCGAUACAAUCCAAUUUUAUCGAACAUGUUUUAACGCCUGUGGAAAAAACAUUUUUAUUGCAUGCUGAACGGGGUGAUUGUGCAACAGUUCGAAAAUUGAUCGAAGAUCAUAAAGAUCAAACGGAGAUAUUAGAUAUUAACUGUGUGGACCCACUCAAUCGUUCCGCAUUAAUUUCUGCCAUCGAAAAUGAAAAUAUUGAACUUAUCAAAAUUCUACUUGAAGCCGGUAUUCAAGUUAAGGAUUCACUUUUACAUGCCAUAAAAGAGGAAUAUGUCGAAGCAGUAGAAAUUCUAUUACGAUGGGAAGAAGAAAAUCAUCAACCAGGAACUCCUUACAGUUGGGAGGCAAUUGAUAGAUCAGCUGCAACAUUUACGGCCGAUAUAACACCGUUAAUUUUAGCUGCACAUAAAAAUAAUUAUGAAAUUAUCAAAAUUCUUUUGGAUCGUGGAGCAACUUUACCAAUGCCACAUGAUGUAAAAUGUGGUUGCGAUGAAUGUGUAACGUCCAGCGAAACAGAUUCUUUAUGUCAUUCGCAAUCUAGAAUUAAUGCAUAUCGAGCAUUAACUGCAUCAUCGUUAAUUGCUCUAUCCUCGAAAGAUCCACUUUUAACAGCAUUUGAACUAUCUUGGGAAUUACGUAGAUUAAGUCGAAUGGAAACAGAAUUUCGAAAAGAAUACAAUGAACUUCGUGCAAAUUCACAACAAUUCGCCACAAGUCUUCUAGAUCAUGCACGAACCUCAUACGAACUAGAAAUUAUGUUAAAUUUUGAUACAAUCGGUGAUAAUUGGGAUCCGGGUGAACGACAAACAUUAGAACGAUUAAAAAUGGCUAUCAAAUAUAAGCAGAAACAUUUCGUGGCACAUCCAAAUGUUCAACAAUUAUUAGCAUCAAUUUGGUAUGAAGGUUUACCGGGAUUUCGUCGUAAAACAAUAGUUGGACAAUUAUUUCAAGUUGCUCAAUUAGCUGCAAUGUUUCCAAUUUAUUCGACCAUUUAUAUGAUGGCACCAUACUCGAAAUAUGGUCGAUUUAUGAAGAAACCAUUUGUAAAAUUUAUUUGUCAUUCAUCGUCAUAUUGUUUCUUUUUGAUGUUAUUGGGUAUCGCCUCACAACGGUUAGAAAUUUUGGUCUUAGAAUGGUUUGGAACUGAUUGGAUGCAAGCGAUAGUUGAGGAUUGGAAAAGAAAAGAGCGUGGAGCUGGACCGGGUUUUGCAGAAUGUGGUGUCAUUUUAUAUAUGAUAAGUUUAAUUUGGGGAGAAAUACGUGCCUUAUGGACUGGUGGAAUAGCGGAAUACAUGGAAGAUUUAUGGAAUAUAGUGGAUUGUAUGACAAAUUUUUUCUAUGUUGCAUGGCUUGUUUUAAGGAUCUAUUCAUAUUACACAGUUCAGAUGGAUGAUGCCAUGGGUAAAAAUCCAUGGAUACCACGUGAACAAUGGGAACCAUUCGAUCCAAUGUUACUAUCGGAAGGUGCAUUUGCAGCGGGAAUGAUAUUUAGUUUUCUAAAGUUAGUUCAUAUAUUCAGUGUGAACCCACAUUUAGGACCAUUACAAAUAUCAUUAGGUCGUAUGAUUAUCGAUAUUUUAAAAUUCUUUUUCAUUUAUACACUGGUCUUGUUCGCUUUUGGUUGUGGUUUAAAUCAAUUGCUUUGGUAUUAUGCAAAUAUUGAAAAAAAUAAAUGCUAUCAUUUGCCAAAUGGAUUACCGGAUUACGACCAGAAUGAAAAAGCCUGUUCAAUAUGGCGUCGCUAUGCAAAUUUAUUUGAAACAUCACAAUCUUUAUUUUGGGCAAGUUUUGGUUUAGUUGAUUUAAUGAAUUUUGAAUUAACUGGCAUCAAAGAAUUUACACGAUUUUGGGCUCUGUUAAUGUUUGGAUCAUAUUCUGUUAUAAAUAUUAUUGUAUUACUUAACAUGUUAAUUGCUAUGAUGUCAAAUUCUUAUCAAAUUAUUUCGGAACGUGCUGAUACAGAAUGGAAAUUCGCUCGAAGUAAAUUAUGGAUGAGCUAUUUUGAAGAGGGUGAUACGGUACCCCCUCCAUUUAAUAUAUUUCCAACGCCAAAAACAUUCUAUAAACUAUGUCGUCGAAAUAAACGUCAAUCUAAAUCAUUUAUGAAUAAAUCUCGAGAACGGGCAGAAGAACGUCAUGCAACGGUAAUGCGUUUAUUGGUAAGACGUUAUGUUACCGCUGAACAACGGAAACGUGAUGAUUAUGGUAUUACAGAAGAUGAUGUCAUGGAAAUACGUCAGGAUAUAUCUACGUUACGUUACGAGCUCAUUGAUAUUUUACGGCAGAAUGGAAUGCGAACACCAGUUUUAAAUGUGGGAGAGUCAACAAUUGCUGGGAAGAAAGGUCGUAUAAUGGAACGCCGUUUAUUAAAAGACUUCACAAUUGGAACUGUGGAAGGAGUUCAAAAUAUAAUAAGUUCAACAAAAGAGCCCCGUGAUGUAUUCAGUCAAAUUGCUAAAGCGAUUGGAAAAAGGGCUAGCUCGAAAAAUAAAUCUGAAGAAUGGAAUACUAUUGUACGCCAAAGUACCAUAGUUCGAGAUCCAAUUGGAUCAACGACUGAGGCAGCUUUUAGAAAUUCACGUCACAGUUUAAAACGAUAUAUUGCAUCGAAUACAAAUAAUGUGGCAAUCGAUCAAAACAAAUUAUUGGAAUAUAAUCCCAGAUUGGUUGAAGUACCACCAACUGCUCGAUUAGCUUAUGCUAAGUUCAUGAAAGCAAAACUAAAACAGGAUGAAGCAACGAAACAGAUAAUCGAAGAUGUUGUUAAGGUUGAAAAGCAAUUGUCACGUGACAAUAGUCAAGAUCACCAUCAUUCGCGAGGUAGCUCUCUUAAGAGUUUGAUUGCCCUCAAAGGUUUACUGCAGGAAUCAUUGGAAAUACAAUCAGACGAACUUAGCGAAGUUGAGAAAAAAGAAAUCAUUUUAUCACCAUCUCCGAUACUCGAGGCUGACGAAGAGGCUGAAGCUCGAUCUCUAUAUAAUCGGCGAAGUUUAGCGCAAUCUCCAGAUAUGUUAGAUCAAAAAACACCAGUCAAAAUCGUUGAAGAUACAAAAAUUGAUAUUGAAGAGAGUGAAGCAGCGAGACUUGAAGAAGAAGAAGUACAAAAGGAUUUAUUGGUUAUGGAAAAGGAGGAUUUUACACCGUCAUUACCUCCCGUAGUUGUAACAACUAGUUCUCCGCCGGCUGUAAGAACACCGACACCUACAUCAACUAGGUCUCCAACACCAAGUAUUCGGUCACCAACACCAACUCUUAGUCCACAAUCACCUACUCCUAAACCAUCUUCACCUUCCACGAAAAGUCCAUCCCCGAAACCCACCACCAGUUCAACUCCACAAUCACCGCCACGAAAAGUAACUUAUAGUACCGAUGGAAAAUCAAAAAUUUCUGGAAUGAAACGAACAGGGUGGCUUUAAUCGAUAGAGAGCCGUAGAAAUACAAUUGUAGGAGUAAUUUUACAAGUAACUUAUUAAAAAUAGUAUUAUUAUUA
Molecule: messenger RNA, 3572 nt
Organism: Chrysoperla carnea
Lineage: Eukaryota; Metazoa; Arthropoda; Insecta; Neuroptera; Chrysopidae
Gene: trp
Product: transient receptor potential protein
Exons: 17
Coding region: 10-3498 (1162 amino acids)
Biological process (GO): manganese ion transport; calcium ion transmembrane transport; regulation of cytosolic calcium ion concentration
Cellular component (GO): membrane; cation channel complex
Molecular function (GO): store-operated calcium channel activity; protein binding; inositol 1,4,5 trisphosphate binding
Source: RefSeq, a predicted model, not a curated record